GCUCUUCCAGUCCCUUAUUAUCCGGCCAGAACACUCAAAACCGAAAAGGUUUCAUUUGGAAUAUGUAGGGUCCAAAUUAUAUUUUUCAAUCCAAGAAGACAAUAUCAGAAGAAAAUCUAAGAAGAUGGGAGGUUCGUCGGAGACGAAGUUCUUGCAGGAACUGGUGCUGUACGCGGCAAGUGCGGCGUUUAGCUGCUUGGUUCUGUUCGCGGGGCUCCGACACCUAGACCCGAACCGGGAGGCCAGUAAGAAAGCCCUUGAGCACAAGAAGGAAAUCGCCAAGCGCCUCGGGCGUCCUCUCAUUCAGACUAAUCCAUACGAGGAUGUGAUAGCAUGUGAUGUUAUAAAUCCUGAUCGCAUUGAUGUGGAAUUUGAUACCAUUGGAGGAUUGGAAACCAUGAAACAAGCUUUGUAUGAACUGGUUAUUCUUCCCCUUCGGAGACCCGAGCUGUUUUCGCAUGGAAAGCUUCUCGGUCCUCAAAAAGGAGUCUUGCUAUAUGGGCCCCCUGGUACUGGAAAGACUAUGCUUGCAAAAGCGAUUGCCAAAGAGUCUGGAGCUGUUUUUAUUAAUGUGCGGAUAUCCAAUUUGAUGAGCAAGUGGUUUGGUGAUGCACAAAAACUUGUGACUGCUGUAUUUACCCUGGCUUAUAAACUCCAACCUGCUGUUAUAUUCAUUGAUGAGGUUGAUAGUUUUUUGGGUCAGCGUCGUACUACAGAUCACGAAGCGUUAACAAACAUGAAGACUGAGUUUAUGGCUUUAUGGGAUGGGUUUACCACAGAUCAGAAUGCACGGGUUAUGGUUCUUGCCGCAACUAAUCGUCCAUCGGAACUUGAUGAAGCGAUCCUUCGUCGUCUUCCUCAAUCCUUUGAGAUUGGGAUGCCUGACCAGCGAGAGAGAGCUGAGAUACUGAAGGUCAUUCUGAAGGGCGAAAAGGUUGAAGAAACCAUUGACUUCGAUUACAUAUCCAGUAUGUGUGAGGGCUACACAGGUUCAGAUCUCUUGGAACUAUGUAAGAAAGCUGCCUACUUCCCAAUCAGGGACCUAUUAGAUGAGGAGAAGAAAGGCAAAAAAUCUUCUGAACCGAGGCCAGUGUUGCAGUCAGAUUUAGAGAAAGUUCUUGUGACUUCAAUAAAGACCAGGGUUGCCGCCAGUGAGUACAGUAGGUUAAACUCACAAUCGCCAAGAUGGUCGAGAUCUAGAGACAUGGAUGAUUAUCAGGAACCGUCAGAGCUGUAAGAGCAGGUCUUCAUUAGUCAACGUUCAUUCUUUCGGAACCCGUGUCCAACUUCUAUUGAUGGGAUUUUUUCCUUCAAACUUCCAUGUCUUGAUCUGUCAAACUCCUUAUUUUGUACACCUUCGCAUGGGUUUAUCAACAUAUUUUUAUAGUGAUAUCAUUUUGGCAAAUUCUAAAGCCAAAACAUUGUUAGAGAAUGUUCAACUGUAAUGUAUAACCUUAUUAAUUAAUGUGCUAGAUGGUUAAUUUCUCUUGAGAAUUUCA
Molecule: messenger RNA, 1499 nt
Organism: Tripterygium wilfordii
Lineage: Eukaryota; Viridiplantae; Streptophyta; Magnoliopsida; Celastrales; Celastraceae
Product: ATPase family AAA domain-containing protein 1-B-like
Exons: 6
Coding region: 125-1237 (370 amino acids)
Cellular component (GO): mitochondrial outer membrane
Molecular function (GO): ATP hydrolysis activity; ATP binding
Source: RefSeq, a predicted model, not a curated record